UACCAGACCAGACUAGAGUCAGACAAUGGUUCUGCAAUAUCAGUUAACAUUUUCAUUAGAAAUGUAUUUCAGCUAAUAAUUAAAUCAAAUAAUGUCUUUUCCCCCGGAUUGUGGUAAAAAUGUCUUGUGGUCCGUGAUUUGUUGGGGACCCCUGCUUUAGUUCACAUGUUGGCAACUCUAAAAUGUAUCAAAUUAAUUUUUGUUUAAACGAAAUUAACUUUUUUGGAUUUUCAGGUCCCUCUAUUUUCGCAUUUUCUGGAUCUUAGGGAAUCGUGAUGGCAGCGUGCUUUGCGAACACGUUGCAUUGUGGUCCACGGCGUGGGUCGCAGUGACGUCGUUGAGGGAUGAAAAACGUUCACCCCCUACGCAGCAGCAGCAGCAGCUCUCUCGUUUCUCUCGGUGCUGCCUACGCGCAUGCGUAAAGGAAUGCUUUCGUGACGACGCCGCGCGCCCAUGCGGCGUUGGAGGUCUCCACAGUAACCUGAAGAGUAGAGGGGAGGCGACGUGUGAGUGGGCGUGGCCUCCCUCGCAAUGUCUCUCUCGCUCUCUCUCUCUCUCCCCAGUAGACGUGGGCGGCCCCGUGUGGUCGGGAGAACGAAACACGACACUCAGAACGCGGACAAGAGUGGGGGCGACGGGGGAAAAGAGCGCACGGGGAGUGUGUGGAAAAAAAGAAGAAGAGGGGGUGUUUAAAAAAGAAAAAGAAAAAGAGAACGUUUAGAGAACAGCACCGGAGACGUUAUAUAUGUAGAGAGGACUGUAUAUGCUUUCUAUUCGGAUAUGGUGUGUUUUGGUCGUCAGAAAUGACGUGGUGCGGCGCCGACCAAACUAAUUAGUAAUUUAGCGAGUCAGGCCGGAGGCGGCCGGGAGGAUCCGCACGGCGGCGCGUCUGAAACUUUGCGUGCCUCGUUACGGCUUGGCUGGCGGAGGACGGAGCGCGGCUGUUUCUGGAGUAAAACAAAGCGUCCGGCCGCGACCCCUGAAUCCAAUGAGGAACUAAGCGGAGGAGUGAAGAAGUGUGUGAGAAAGGGGAAAAGGACAGAUAGUGGUGGAGUGAAAGUAGAUUAAAAGGGUAGAGAGAGGGGAAAAAAAGUUAGCGAGGUUUUUGUUUUUCGCCAAGCUGAAGACUGGUUCCAGGAUAAAGAGGACCAUGAAGACCCCAGGAGACUCGGGGUUCGCCUUUCCGGAAUGGGCGUACAAGCCAGAGUCAAGCCCAGGCUCCAGACAGAUCCAGCUCUGGCAUUUCAUUCUGGAGCUGCUCAGGAAGGAGGAGUACCAUGAUGUCAUCGCCUGGCAGGGGGAUUACGGAGAGUUUGUCAUCAAGGACCCGGACGAGGUGGCUCGACUGUGGGGAGCCCGCAAGUGCAAACCUCAGAUGAACUACGACAAACUUAGUCGAGCUCUCAGAUACUACUACAAUAAGCGGAUUCUGCACAAGACAAAAGGGAAAAGGUUCACCUACAAGUUUAACUUCAACAAGCUUGUGCUAGUCAACUACCCGUUUAUUGACAUGGGGUCUGCAGGUUCCAAUGUGCCCCAGAGUGCUCCUCCUGUCCCGUCAGGUGUUGGAACCCACUUUCGUUUCCCUCCUUCUACUCCAUCUGAUGUCCUCUCCCCGAAUGGUGAAGAGCUGCGCAGUCCAGGUGUGUUUGCCAGUGUGGCACGACGGGCAGCACGGGGGUCUGUAUCCGACUGCAGCGAUGGCACUUCUGUAGCCUCGGAACUGGAGGAGGUGGGCAUGACAGGUGGUGACGAACGCCCAGCAGAGCGAGCCUUCAGAUCUCUGUUCCUGCCACACCAUCCACGGCUCACUCACGACUCUUUGUUUCGCAUGUACGGUGUUCCUCCACCCGCCCCGGUACCCUUCCCUGCCUCACCUCUGCCUGGUGGCCCUCUGCUACCCCCCCAGCUCUCACCUGCACUCUCCAUGACUUCAACACCAACCUCACACCUGCCCUACACCCCCUCACCCUCACUGGCUUCACCCAUGCCCGGCUCACGCUUCUCCUUCAACCCGGAAGACAUGAAGCGCUACCUGCAAGCACAUGCACAAAGCGUCUACAACUACCACCUCAGUCCCCGCGCCUUCCCACACUACCCCAGCAUUGUUGUGCCCCAGCCACAGCGUCUUGAUAAGGGCUUGGCAGGACCAGCAGCAGGAUCACACUUCAGCACCCACCCACUGCACCACCAGCAGCCUGAAGAGCCACACGCCUCAACCUUUAAAUUUAAGCUUCAGCCUCCACCUCUGGGCCGGAAGCACCGGGACGCACCACAAUCUUCAGCAACGGGGCACGUUUCCUCUGUUUCUGCCUCAACAGUCUUGUUUGUGGGUGAAUGUGGCUCUGCUGCGGUGCAGGGUACCAAUUCUGCACCUUCUGGACUGACUAACAGCAGUUCUGGAGGUCCUCCAAAGAUCAAGGUUGAGCUUGUCUCAGAUAUAGAAUCAGAGGAAGAAGUAGAGGUCACUGAUAUAAGCGAAGAUGAUGAUAACUGUGAUGUGUUUGCCCCGUCACACUAUAAUGGAGGACCUUCCAUUCUGCCCUGCCCUGAUACCCUCAUAGACGAGGGGGAUGAUCUUGAGGAAGACGUCUUUAAGACCCCAGCAGCACCCCCUUCUGGUGCAAUCAGUGGCAUUGCCAUUGGGGUUGGCAUGGCUUUGCCAGGCCUGAAAGCUGAACCCAGGGAGGGAAGUCCCAGCAGCCCUGGCGGCUCCCAGUGCAUACCACUGAAACUACGUUUCAAGCGCCGCUGGAGCGAGGACCAGCGAAUGGAGGGGAGCGAAGAGGCGGAAGACAAAAAGAGUCGUGCCGAAAAGGACGAACCCUUGUCCAGAGAGAGAGAACCACAACCUCACAAGGUGCUGCCACACAAUGAGGGGAGGAGCCUGGUCAACCUGGCUGCAUCUCUGAGUGCAGGUCAGCGAAGAGUCAGCUCUGAGCUUCAAAAAGCGACAGCGCAACUGUCUUUAGAAAACAACGGGUGCUGAGAAGAGAACUGUACAUACUACCACAAGAUGCACACAGGCUGUGGACACACAUUCAGAACCUAGGAGAAUGAAUCAAUAUGCAGUAACUCACACCUGAAUGCCUGAUACAAGCACACAGAAUUACCGCUUCACUCACUUCAUGGUGCUGAGACACUACAAAUGGACGAUAAUGAUGUUCCUUCUUUUCAGAACCUUCUGAAAAGACAUUUGACCAGCUCACUUCACUUUUUUGCUUCAUUUAUCACCAUCACACCUAGAAAAUUAACAUGUGUAUAUAUACUGACCAUGGCACACUAUUGAACGAUUGUGUCGUUUCCUCUGAGCUCCUUAGCGACUCUGAUAUUUACGUUCAAGGAUCAUUAAUGCAUUUCAAACCCAGUUCCACAAAUAACCAAGUGCCUGAAUUGCUAGACAACAUACUCUAUAGCUAUACAGAGCAGUGUGUAAAGGAGAGAAGGAGAUCCGUUUUUACAAAUCUGGGCCAUUAGUUUGACACAGUCAUUCAGUGAUUACUGUUUCUUCUCUUAGGAUUUAAACCAGUCAGAAUAACUAGCAGUCUUCUGCCAGCAGUACAUGGUUCAAUAAGCCUCAGGUCCUUGGAGGAACAGCUUUGCCUUCUGCUCCCAAAACAUUACCUCCUUGCUGCCACUGCCUUUACAUCCUGAUUCUACACACUACCUUCUCAACAAUGCCUUAUACAUAAUGCUCUCGAGGUCCAAAAAAAAUAGUCACAGCAGGUCAUUUAUCUUCUCAGUCUGCUUUAUUCAGCUGUUAGUUAGAUGGACCACCUGACCUUUUACAGAUGUCUCCAGAUGUACAUACUCCCCUAAAGCUUUAUAGAUUUUAAACUCCCCUACUUAAAUCUAAACAUAAACUGACUGUUUCUUCCCCUUUAAUUGGUAUUUAUGCUUCUCAUGCCAGUUUAUUGAAUUCUUGGAAAGCAGCAAGAACUCAGGCAUAUGUCAUAUGUAUGGGUCUAUGAAGCCUUUUCCAUAAAAAAAAGUUAAAGUUUAUAUUGUGCCUUUUUAUGUAAAAAAAAAAAAAAAAAAAAAAAAGGAAAAAAAAAAAAACUAUUCUAUUUUGUUCAAUAUAAAAUUCCUCCUUUUUACAAACUGAAAAGGUAUACAACUUUCACACUAUAUAGGCAAAAGUAUUGAGACACUUGACCCUUUCAUCCUCUUUCUUCAUCAGUACCAGACUUUCCAAUGCCGUUGGGCUGACUAAGCCCAAAUCUCCACAACCACACAGUGGAACAUCUUUUUAAAAGAGAUCGUGGUUUUUAUGACAGCCAAUUGGAACUAAAUAUCUAAUGGGAUGUUCAAGAAUGCACAUAGAAUCUUAAGGUCAAGUGUCCACAAUGUUUUGCAGAUAUAGUGUGUUCUAAUACGCGCGCGCACACAAUAUCUAUCUAUCUAUCUAUCUAUCUAUCUAUCUAUCUAUCUAUCUAUCUAUCUAUCUAUCUAUCUAUCUAUCUAUCUAUAAUAUUAUUAAAAAAACAAAUAAUCUAUAUUCAAAACUAUUUUUUACAGAUAAGAAUAUUUUGGAAAAAUUAUAUGCAUAUGGUGACCUCAAAUAUGUUAGCAGGAGCCUAAAAAGUGUUAAUAAAGAAAUGACAGUAAGAGAUUUAACAUGAAUUUAGAUUUGAUUUGAAUUGCUCACACACUGAUUCCAGGCAGAAACAUUUAAUUUCAUCUAGGUUGAAAUGAAUGAUCACUCAGCCUUGUGUGUGUGCGUGCGUGUGUGCGUGCGUGUGUGUGAAAUGAGCUUGUGCUGUUUCUUAGUUUAGUGGAUUCUGUAGAUGAUGGAGCAGAGGAGAUCAAACAGGAGCAAUCCCACUGACCUCAGGAAAUAAAGCCGGGUUCCAAAUCAUAAGUUUAAAUAUUACACCCUUAAAUCAGAAGAACAGAACAUCUGAGGCUAGUUGAAACAUAUAACAUGCUAAAUUUAUUUCUUUACUGAAUAUAUACUGUAACUAUUUCAGCACAGCUUUCCCACUUCUUCCCUUAGUCUUUCUCCAAAUGUUUAUUUCUUAGUUUUAGUUUUAAUUGAUUGAUAUUCAUGUUACACCAGCUCUACCUGACAGCUGCCUUGCUUAUUCAUAAAAAAGCAUAUUUUUCAUAUCUUCAGUAUAGACAUUGCUGUUUUUAUUAUGCCUAGUCAUGUGAUCAUAUGUUAUUUUUAAACAGUGAUAUUACUGUUAUUUUGUACCCUUGCUAAAAAAAAAUAUAGCUUUUUAAAAUUUUAAAAGUGUAUUCCAAAAUGCUUCAUAUUUUGCUUGGGUUUUAAUAAUAAAGCCAGGUAAAUGGGAGGGGUGACAUUAUCACAUUUCUAUUUUAAAUAUAUAUAUAUUUUUAAUAAUCUUUCAUGUAAAUAUUUUUUGGUGGACUGUAGAACAGUGGCAACAUUUCUUUGUGUAUAAGGUGACUUUUUUCUCUCAACAUGUAUUAAUCUUUUUCUCACACGUGUACUCUCAGCAGUGAUGUGUAACACUCUAAAGAAGUGUAUGUGACAUCAUGAUGAAACGUAUUCUAGUUUUUUUUUGUUUUUUAACUGUAAUCAGGGUUCAUUAAAAACAGCUAAACAUGAA
Silurus meridionalis is the source of this 5576-nucleotide messenger RNA. It is a transcript of the gene erf, whose product is annotated as Ets2 repressor factor. NCBI's taxonomy places the organism in Eukaryota, Metazoa, Chordata, Actinopteri, Siluriformes, Siluridae. The record is from RefSeq and is a predicted model, not a curated record. Gene Ontology annotation, cellular component: nucleus. Gene Ontology annotation, biological process: cell differentiation; regulation of transcription by RNA polymerase II. Gene Ontology annotation, molecular function: sequence-specific DNA binding; DNA-binding transcription factor activity, RNA polymerase II-specific.